This is a messenger RNA of Myotis brandtii (Brandt's bat), 538 nucleotides long. It is a transcript of the gene GABARAP, whose product is annotated as GABA(A) receptor-associated protein. The transcript is spliced from 4 exons. Gene Ontology annotation, cellular component: autophagosome; cytosol; autophagosome membrane. Bases 147 to 500 code for a protein of 117 amino acids. NCBI's taxonomy places the organism in Eukaryota, Metazoa, Chordata, Mammalia, Chiroptera, Vespertilionidae. Gene Ontology annotation, molecular function: GABA receptor binding; ubiquitin protein ligase binding. Gene Ontology annotation, biological process: macroautophagy; autophagy of mitochondrion; autophagosome assembly. The record is from RefSeq and is a predicted model, not a curated record.
GGCGAAUAGGGAAGUAGCGCAAGUCUUGGGAUCGCUCCGCUGAAUCCGCCUGCGCGUCGCCACCGUCGCUGCCGCCGCCCCCCGUCCCGGGCCCCCCCUCCCUGGGUUCCCUCAGCCCAGUCCGGUCCAGCCCGGUUCCCGGGAGGAUGAAGUUCGUGUAUAAAGAGGAGCAUCCGUUCGAGAAGCGCCGCUCUGAGGGCGAGAAGAUCAGAAAGAAAUACCCGGACCGGGUCCCGGUGAUAGUAGAAAAGGCUCCCAAAGCUCGGAUAGGAGACCUGGACAAAAAGAAAUACCUGGUGCCUUCUGAUCUCACAGUUGGGCAGUUCUAUUUCUUGAUCCGGAAGCGAAUUCACCUCCGAGCUGAGGAUGCCUUGUUUUUCUUUGUCAACAAUGUCAUUCCACCCACCAGUGCCACGAUGGGUCAGCUGUACCAGGAACACCAUGAAGAAGACUUCUUUCUAUACAUUGCCUACAGCGACGAAAGUGUCUAUGGCCUGUGAAGCUGCUGCGCCUGUAGUGGGGGGUCCCAUUCUACAUA